Staurois parvus is the source of this 408-nucleotide messenger RNA. NCBI's taxonomy places the organism in Eukaryota, Metazoa, Chordata, Amphibia, Anura, Ranidae. The record is from the annotation of a GenBank genome assembly.
AUGCAGACUGCUUCUACAAACAUUUGUGAAAGACUGUGCAAUAAGUCCAUCUGUGAAAUUUCCUUGCUACUAAAUAUUCCACGGUCAACUGUUAGUGGCAUUAUAACAAAAUGGAAGCAACUGGGAACUACAGCAACUCUGCCACAAAGUGGUAGGCCAAAUAAAAUGACAGAGUGAGGUCAGCGCAUGUGAAGCGCACAGUGUGCAGAAGUCGACAACUGUCUGAAGAGUCAAUAGCUAAAGGCCUCCAAACCUUGGGUGGCCUUCAGAUUAUCACAACAACAGUGCAUAGAGAGCUUCAUGGAAUGGCUUUCCAUGGCCAAGCAGCUUCAUGCAAGCCUUACAUCAUCAAGUGCAAUGUAAAGCGUUGGAUGCAGUGGUGUAAAGCACGCCACCACUGGACUCUAG